Linum tenue is the source of this 228-nucleotide messenger RNA. Lineage: Eukaryota; Viridiplantae; Streptophyta; Magnoliopsida; Malpighiales; Linaceae. The record is from the annotation of a GenBank genome assembly.
AUGUUUUUCGCCGCCGGUCGAAACAACCCAUCAUUGUCGUCGUCGUCUGCCACCGAAGAGGAUUACUACAUGGCUGAAUGGGGCUCACAGGAGAAGGAGAAAGGGCUACAUCGAGCUAACUUGAAGUUUGCUGAAAAUAGCAGGAGGGAGCGAGGGAUAAGUUCGGCUUGCAAUACUGCACCGACUAACGACACAUCCUCUUCGUCUCCAGCAGAAUUUGCGGUUUGA